Molecule: messenger RNA, 1238 nt
Organism: Cuscuta campestris
Lineage: Eukaryota; Viridiplantae; Streptophyta; Magnoliopsida; Solanales; Convolvulaceae
Source: the annotation of a GenBank genome assembly
UUGUAUAGCUAGACAGCAUAGUAGAGUAGUGUUAUAAAAAAAAUUAGAGAUAUAUAAAUAUAUACUUAAUUAUUAUUAAAAGAUAAAUAAUAAUAAUGGUGGCUUACAAUAGUGUUGUGUUUAGGCGCCUAAUUAUUAUGGUUUUAGUAUGUGUAGCAGUGCAUGGAGGUGAAGGGCGGAUAGGGAGGACUUAUAAUGUGCUUCGUUUUGGUGCUCUUCCUGAUGGCAAAACUGAUUUUAGCCAGGCAUUGCUAAGUGCAUGGGGACUAGCAUGCAAGGAUUACGGCAGCACGGUGGUCAUCCCAAAACAGCGCGGCGCAUUCUUUCUGAAUCCGGUGACGUUGAACGGCCCGUGCGCCGGUCCGAUCACAUUGCUGGUUAACGGCGUGGUGAGGGCCCCGGAGAAGUCCUUCCUCACGGACGGCGGCCCACCGGAUUAUUGGGUAUUGUUCAACCAUCUACGGCAGUUGACGGUCACCGGCUCCGGCACGUUUGACGGUCAAGGCUACUUGAAGCAAUUGGCUUUGGUGGCAAUGGUUAUGCUGCUGGAAUAUGAUGAUGAAGCAAGUAGGCAACAAUAUCUUGGAUGUCGUGGUAGUGUAGGGCAAAACCCUAGCGAGGACAUUGAGAUAACAGGGGUGACAAUAUAUGCGCCCGAACAUAGUCUCAACACAGACGGAAUCCACAUCGAACGGUCAAGUGGCGUGCGAGCCCACAAUCUGGCCAUCAGCACAGGGGAUGACUGCAUCUCAUUUGGGCAAGGGAGCAAUGACAUUGAGGUGUAUGAUGUGAGGUGUGUUGUGGGUCCAGCCCAUUUUAUUUGAGUUCCAUUUUUCUUUGGUGGAGGGCCCAAUUGUGUUUUUACUUUGUUGACUAAAAAAAAGGAGAGUAAAAAAAGGGGCUGGGCAGUGGUGCACUUACGGACAGAGCAGAAAAGAAAAAAAACAGAAUAGAGAGAGGAAAGGUGCUGGUGCAGAAUUUACAGACCAGCCGCACAAAUUCGAUCAUCUCAGGAGAUCCGACCGUUGGAUUGAGCUGAAAUUUUCAGAGGUUGUUCCCAACACUUAGGGCUUCAAUCUGUUCAAUUUUCACUUCAAUCGGAGCUACGGAUCUUCUGUAAUCGCAGCUGGUGCGACGCUGCGUUUUUGGGUGAUAAUCCUGAUUUUCCUUCUCUAUUGUUGGUGCCUCUUAUGUAUGUUGUUGUUGGUGGGCUGUGACAUCCUUGUAGACUGAGUUUG